AUGGAGAUAACAAAUCUUGAAUUAUUCCUUGGUAACAGUAAUAGAGAAAGAAAUCUUUAUAAAUUGUACAUACAUAGCGAUUCUAUGAAAAUGUAUAUUUCGUAAAAUUUUCAUCAAAAUUUUAAAACAUGUGGUGGGGAUACAGUAAACCGCUAGAUUUACAAGUUGAAAUGACACAGAGAGAAGGCUCUGUUUUAGAUAGUCUUGAAGUAUUGAUUGUAGGUUCUGGUGAUGCACGGCACAUCGUGAAGACGCUAGCUUCAUCUUACACACAUCCUGAUCGAACUAUCACGUAUCACGUUAUCGAACCAACUUUGGAACAAGUUGCUAGAUCGAUACUUUUAUUAAGUCUUUGCUUAGAAAAAGACUUAGGACUGCAGGAAGCGACGCGAUAUUAUUUGGAGAUUUUAGGGAAUACUCUUUUGAGACCAUCUACUGCUAAAUAUUUGGCAAGAUGCGCUAAACAACUGAUCGAUAUUCCGACUCAGACCAUCGACUGUCCAUGGUUAAUGUUAGAAAAAUUUAAGCACAAGGAUAGAGAUAAUUUGGAAACCAUUUUUAAAUUCUGGGCGCGUGCAACACGCGAAGGAGUUCCCAUCGUGAAUUAUUGGGAUCGCAGAAUCAGGAAAUUAUUAAAAACGAGAUACGAUUAUAGAGAAGGCGUUUUUGAUUUUGAUUAUUAUAUGAUUUUAAAGCCCAGAUGUAUCACUAAUCUAACUAUACAAGAAUAUAGAUUUUGGAGAAAUAAUGGAAUAGCUUUUACAUGGCUCGAAGGAGAACCAGUCAGAGACAAUCCAACUUUGUUAAAUAAUAUAAUUCAAUAUGGACCUGGUUUUUUACAUUACGCAUAUUUGGGAGACAUCGUAAACGGCCCCUUUUUUACUUGGGCUACUGUUGAAAAAAAUGAAGAGAAGCUUAGAGCAACUGACAUAGCCGAACGUGAAGUAAUGCGUGUAAUUCAUGAAAUAAGAACAAAAGAACCACUUUAUGAGGGUCACGUCGGUGCUCACAGAGAUGCUUCAAUUUUAAAUGGUAUUAUAGUGAGCCAGAUGCCGGACAUGGAAAUGGAAAACGAAUCGUGGAUAGAUACCAGAGAACAGGAUAAAAAAAUUUCUUGGGUGGAAGUACCAAAUCACAAGAUAAUUUUUCAUCCUGUAACAUCGCUGGAGUCUCUCAAGUCUAAAUGUGAAUAUGUAAAUAGAUUCCAUCUGAUUUGGGUGGCACAUAAUAUGACAAAACAAUUAGCAAACUUGAUACCGUUGGCAUCUACUGGUGCACCGGUGAUUGUGGAAUUGCGUAAACACAUGGCAGAUCUUCGCGAAGAGGAUCUGCAGAACUUUACCAAAGAACUAAAAGAUAUCGCGCAAGAGAAUGGACUCCGUCCGCUUUACGACUUUGACUCUAAUAAACAUACUUUUGCUCGUUUCUGCAAAGAUUGAGUCACGAGUAGUUAAAUAAUCUUAAUAUAAAGUUACGUAUUUAUAAAUAUAUAUUACACAUAUACAGUUAGAUUAAAAUAAAAGGUUUAAUCAAAGAAGUACUAUCUAUUAAGAUAUUAAAAUAUAGAAAAUAAAACAUCAGUUUAAGAUCAAGUUAAAAAAAUAUAUAUGAUUUUCAAUCUUUAUUAAUUAAAGGCAAUCUUUUUUUUAAACAAUAAUUCUUUUAACGUUAUUAUAGAUAGUAUUUAAUACAUGAAUUUUUAAUAUGCUUUAAUGUAUCAGCAUUUAGAAAUUAAAUUAAUAUAUAAAACUCAAA
This is a messenger RNA of Solenopsis invicta (red fire ant), 1755 nucleotides long. RefSeq names its product dynein assembly factor 3, axonemal (gene Dnaaf3). Gene Ontology annotation, biological process: axonemal dynein complex assembly; motile cilium assembly. The record is from RefSeq and is a predicted model, not a curated record. The coding region runs from base 129 to 1439 and encodes 436 amino acids. Lineage: Eukaryota; Metazoa; Arthropoda; Insecta; Hymenoptera; Formicidae. The transcript has 6 exons.